ACUCACUUCCUAGCUAUGGCUUUACUCCCCGUGGUGCUGUUCCUGACCGCUGUGCUGCUUCCAUCUUUCCCCACCGAAGGAAAGGAUCCAUCCUUUACUGCUCUGAUAACCACUCAAGCUGAAGUCCAAAGAGAAAUUGUAAAUAAACACAAUGAACUAAGGAAAUCAGUCUCUCCACCUGCCAGCAACAUGCUAAAGAUGGAAUGGAGCAGAGAAGUGACAGCAAAUGCCCAGAAGUGGGCAAACAAGUGCUCUUUGGAACACAGCAAUCCAGAUGAACGAAAGAUCAGCACAAAAUGUGGUGAGAAUCUAUACAUGUCGAGUGACCCUACCGCCUGGUCAGAUGCAAUCCAAAGCUGGUUUGACGAGCGCCAUGAUUUUGUCUAUGGUGCGGGACCAAAGAGCGCCAGCGCAGUUGUUGGACAUUACACUCAGCUUGUCUGGUAUUCAUCUUUCCGUGUUGGAUGUGGAAUUGCCUACUGUCCCAAUCAAGAGAGUCUAAAAUACUACUAUGUUUGUCAAUACUGUCCUGCUGGUAAUAACGUGAGUAAAAAGAACACCCCUUACCAACAAGGAACGCCUUGUAGCAGUUGCCCUGGUAACUGUGACAAUGGAUUAUGCACCAAUACUUGCGAGUAUGAAGAUCUCCUCAGUAACUGUGAUUCCUUGAAGAAAACAGCUGGCUGUGAACACGAAUUGCUCAAGGAAAAGUGCAAGGCUACUUGCCUGUGUGAAGGCAAAAUUCACUGAAAUGCCCGAUUUGCGUCGUGUAGGACUACAUGGAGAAAAGCUGCAUCAUUCAGUUGACACAUAACCAGGAGGGCGACU
Messenger RNA from Dama dama (fallow deer), 828 nucleotides. RefSeq names its product cysteine rich secretory protein 2 (gene CRISP2). Lineage: Eukaryota; Metazoa; Chordata; Mammalia; Artiodactyla; Cervidae. Gene Ontology annotation, cellular component: extracellular region. The transcript is spliced from 7 exons. The record is from RefSeq and is a predicted model, not a curated record. Bases 16 to 750 code for a protein of 244 amino acids.